AUGACAAGUGAACUCAUGGCUCUGAAGGUCAUUGGGAAGGUUCACUUUGUGACAAAGUUCCUGGCAAGGGUAGCUGAGUUCCUGCAUACAGAGAGGACCCUGGCAACAUCUCAGAUACAGUGCCACUAUGACUAUGCUUGUAUCUCAUGGUUUAGUGGCAUAACAAAAAAUCUGAAGGACAAACAGCCCAAAACAAACUAAUGAAUAAGAAUUAUACUCAAGCUCAGCCCUAGGACACACAUUGGUUCUAAUCAUUUCAGGGAACUGAACUGGCUUCCAGUUGAUCUCCGGGUGGUGCAGAUCAAACUGUUGAUGAUUUUUAAAGUUAUACAUGACAUUGCCCCCAGUUACCUGUCUGGUUAUUUUAAUUUAAUUAGAGACUCUCAUAGCCAUCACACCAGAGCCAGUUCUGCCAAUAUCAGACUGGAAUUUUUCUCAGUCAAGUGUAAUUGUGUAGCGGUGAAGGUAAAAUGCUCUGUUAUAUAAUUGGGAUGUGAACUGGACCAACACAUGACAAGUGAACUCAUGGCUCUGAAGGUAAUUGGGAAUUGGGAAGGUUCACUCCGUGACAAAGUUCCUGGCAAGGGUAGCUGAGUUCCUGCAUACAGAGAGGACCCUGGCAACAUCUCAGAUACAGUGCCUCUAUGACUAUGCUUGUAUCUCAUGGUUUAGUGGCAUAACAAAAAAUCUGAAGGACAAACAGCCCAAAACAAACUAA
Coregonus sp. 'balchen' is the source of this 718-nucleotide messenger RNA. Lineage: Eukaryota; Metazoa; Chordata; Actinopteri; Salmoniformes; Salmonidae. The record is from the annotation of a GenBank genome assembly.